Molecule: messenger RNA, 5106 nt
Organism: Mastomys coucha (southern multimammate mouse)
Lineage: Eukaryota; Metazoa; Chordata; Mammalia; Rodentia; Muridae
Gene: Nphp4
Product: nephrocystin 4
Exons: 30
Coding region: 375-4670 (1431 amino acids)
Biological process (GO): negative regulation of canonical Wnt signaling pathway; protein localization to ciliary transition zone
Cellular component (GO): ciliary transition zone; ciliary base; ciliary basal body
Source: RefSeq, a predicted model, not a curated record
GUCACAGUCUCAUUGGCAAUGGCCAUCGGAGUCCAUGCAAAUCAUGCAGCUCCCGCCGAUGCGUCGAUUGGCCGGGGCGCGCAGAGUCAGAAUCCUUGGACUCGGGUUCUCAUUGGCCGCGCGGCCUGACGUAAAAGUGACGCGAGGCGGGUUCUAUGCUGAGUGAGCAGUAUCCCUCAGGCCGGGGCUCCACGCGUGGGUGGCGGCGGAUUGGGCGACCCCCUCGGUCAGCACUGGACCCACGAGUCCUCGGGUUCCGCUGGGCACCGGCAGCCCGAUCGCUGGAUCCAUGGUGCGGGACGCGUUCGGUAGCGUGGAUCCGGUGCCCGUCUCCUAGAUGGUGCAGGGAGUUGUGGAGGCCCAUGUGAGGUUGUAUGGGCAGCAUGGAUGACUGGCACAGAGUCUUCACCCAGAACACACUGGUCCCUCCCCACCCACAGAGAGUGCGGCAGCUUGGGAAGGAGUCUACGGCAUUCCAGUGCAUCCUGAAGUGGCUUGACGGGCCACUCAUCAAGCAGGGAAUCCUAGACAUGCUGUCCGAGCUUGAAUGCCAUCUGCGAGUGUCCCUCUUCGAUGUCACCUACAAACAUUUCUUUGGGAGGACGUGGAAAACCACAGUGAAGCCCACCAAUCAACUCUCUAAGCAGCCACCCAGGAUCAUCUUCAAUGAGCCCUUGUACUUCCACACCACCUUGAGCCACCCCAGCAUCGUGGCUGUGGUCGAAGUGGUCACCGAAGGCAGGAAAAGGGAUGGCACCCUGCAGCUGCUGUCCUGUGGGUUUGGAAUUCUUCGCAUCUUUGGCAAUAAGCCAGAAUCUCCCACCUCUGCAGCCCAGGACAAACGGUUGAGGCUGUAUCAUGGCACCCCAAGAGCUCUCCUGCACCCACUUCUCCAGGAUCCCAUAGAACAGAACAAGUACCUGACGCUGAUGGAGACCUGUAGCCUGCAGUACACCCUGAAGCCACACCCAGCCCUAGAGCCUGCCUUCCACCUGCUUCCUGAGAACCUCCUGGUGUCUGGUUUCCAGCCCAUCCCGGGCCUCCUCCCCAGUCACAGCAGCGACACAGGUGACACCCUGCGGAAGCCUCGCUUCCAGAAGCCCACCACGUGGCACUUAGAUGACCUCUUCUUCACCCUGUACCCCUCCCUGGAGAAGUUUGAGGAGGAACUUGUGCAGCUGCUCAUCAGCGACCGCUUCCGGGAGGGGGUUGGCAUGCUGGACAGCGGCACCUUAGAGGUCCUGGAGCGGCGCCUGCACGUCUGUGUCCACAACGGGCUGGGCUUCGUGCACAGGCCACAGGUGGUUGUGCUUGUACCUGAGAUGGACGUGGCCUUGACACGCUCGGCCAGCUUCAGCAGGAGAAUCAGUGCCUCUUCUAAGAACAGCUCCGGAAAUCAGGCUCUAGUUUUGAGAAGCCACCUGCGGCUCCCAGAGAUGGUCAGUCACCCAGCCUUUGCCAUCGUCUUCCAGCUGGAGUAUGUGUUCAACAGCCCCUCAGGAGCGGAUGGCAGCGCCAGCACGUCUACCUCAGUGUCCAGCUUGGCGUGCAUGCACAUGGUUCGAUGGGCUGUUUGGAACCCAAGUCUGGAAGCGGCCCCAGGAAAGGUGACACUGCCUCUUCAGGGCGGGGUACAGCACAACCCCUCUCGCUGUCUGGUCUAUAAGGUGCCUUCAGCUAGCAUGAGCUCCGAGGAGGUGAAGCAGGUGGAGUCCGGAACCAUCCAGUUCCAGUUCUCACUGAGCUCAGAUGCCCCCACAGAGCAUGCCAACGGCCCCAGGGCAGGGCGGCGUUCCUCCAGGAAGAUGCCAGUGUCCCCUUCAGGCACACCAGCACCAGCAGCCCGGGAUCUUGCUGCAAUUCAGGACUCUCCUGUUGGCCCAGGGCUCUCGCUCUCCCAGCUGGUGGCCUCCCCUCCGUCUCCAGCUCUGCGAAGCUCUUCCAAGCCCCCUCCUCAGCCCCCGGACAGCUCUCAGUCCCCAGAGGGUCCCCAGCUCCAGGCCGAAUCUGUACUAGAGAGCAGGAUCUCUCACCUGGAAGCCGACCUGAGCCAGCCGCCCUCGCUCCAGGGAGCGCCUGCUAUGGAACAUCUACAGGAGCUGCCCUUCACUCCUCUGCACGCCCCCAUUGUUGUGGGAGCCCAGACCAGGAGCUCUAGAAGCCAGCUCUCCAGAGCUGCGAUGGUGCUCCUGCAGUCUUCCGGCUUCCCGGAGAUCCUUGAUGCCAGGCAGCAGCCAGUGGAAGCCGUCAAUCCCAUAGAUCCUGUGAGGUUCAACCCUCAGAAGGAGGAGUCGGACUGUCUUCGAGGGAAUGAGAUAGUGCUGCAGUUUCUUGCCUUCAGCAGAGCGGCCCAGGACUGCCCAGGAGCGCCGUGGCCACAGACUGUGUAUUUCACCUUCCAGUUCUACCGUUUCCCACCCGAGACCACGCCGCGCCUGCAGCUGGUCAAGCUGGAUGGGAUAGGCAAGAGCAGCUCUGGCUCCCUGUCCCACAUCCUUGUCCUCAUUAAUAAAGAUGGCUCCUUCGAUGCUGGCUCCCCUGGCUUCCAGCUGAGGUACAUGGUGGAUCCCGAGUUCCUGAAGCCAGGAGAACAACGCUGGUUCGCCCACUACCUGGCUGCUCAGACGCUGCAGGUCGACGUCUGGGAUGGAGACUCCUUGCUCCUCAUUGGGUCUGCCGGCAUCCAGAUGAAGCACCUCCUCCGCCAAGGGCGGCCAGCUAUUCAGGUCUCACAUGAACUGGAGGUCGUGGCCACUGAGUACGAACAGGAAAUGAUGGCGGUGAGCGGCGAUGUGGCUGGCUUUGGCAGCGUCAAGCCCAUUGGAGUCCACACGGUAGUGAAGGGCCGGCUGCACCUGACCUUGGCCAACGUGGGUCAUGCGUGUGAGCCGAGAGCAAGAGGUUCCAACUUACUGCCACCAUCCAGAUCUCGGGUCAUCUCAAAUGAAGGAGCCAGCAUCUUCUCUGGGGGAAGCCUCCUCACACCAGGAGGCCCCAGGCGAAAGCGAGUGGUCCAAGCUCAGAAGCUGGCGGAUGUGGACAGUGAGCUGGCCGCCAUGCUGCUGACCCACAUGCGAGCUGGCCAGGGGCCCCAGGCUGCAGGCCAGGAGGCAGAUGCUGUCCACAAGCGGAAGCUGGAAAGGAUGCGGCUGGUGCGCCUGCAGGAGGCGGGAGGGGACUCUGACAGCCGCAGGAUCAGUGUGCUGGCCCAACACAGCGUCCGUGCACAGCACUCACGGGACCUGCAGGUCAUUGAUGCCUACCGGGAACGUACCAAGGCUGAGAGCAUUGCCGGAGUGCUGAGCCAGGCCAUCACCACCCACCACACACUGUACGCCACACUGGGCACUGCUGAGUUCUUUGAGUUUGCACUUAAAAACCCACACAACACUCAGCACACGGUGGCCAUCGAGAUUGACAGCCCUGAGCUCAGCAUCAUCCUGGAUAGCCAGGAGUGGAGGUACUUCAAGGAGGCCACCGGCCUGCACACGCCGCUGGAGGAGGACAUGUUCCACCUGCGUGGGAACCUGGCACCCCAGCUUUACCUGAGACCCCGGGAGACUGCCCACAUCCCCCUCAAGUUCCAGAGCUUCUCUGUGGGCUCACUCGCUCCAACACAGGCCCCUGCUGAGAUGAUCUUAGAGAGGGACACAGAGUCUGGACCCCUUUGGAAGGGCAGUGCCAUGCCUACAAAACACACCAAGGUCCUUUUCCGGGUGGAGACUGGCCAGCUCAUUGCUGUGCUCUGCCUGACCGUGGAGCCCCAGCCGCACGUGGUGGACCAGGUUUUCCGUUUCUACCACCCAGAACUCACCUUCCUGAAGAAGGCCAUCCGCCUGCCUCCCUGGCACACGCUUCCAGGUGCUCCGGUGGGGAUGCCUGGCGAGGACCCCCCAGUCCACGUCCGAUGCAGUGACCCGAAUGUUAUCUGUGAGGCCCAGAACGUGGGCCCUGGUGAGCCGAGGGAUGUGUUCCUUAAGGUGGCCAGCGGUCCAAGCCCUGAGAUCAAAGACUUCUUUGUCAUCAUCUAUGUGGAUCGCUGGCUGGCGGUGCCUGUGCAGACAUGGCAGGUCUGCCUCCACUCCCUGCAGCGCGUGGACGUUUCCUGUGUCGCAGGACAGCUGACCCGUCUGUCCCUCGUCCUACGGGGGACACAGACCGUUAGGAAAGUGAGAGCUUUCACCUCCCACCCUCAGGAGCUGAAGACAGACCCUGCCGGUGUCUUUGUGUUGCCACCUCAUGGGGUACAGGACCUGCACGUGGGCGUGAGGCCGAGGAGGGCUGGCAGCCGCUUUGUCCAUCUCAACCUGGUGGACGUAGACUACCACCAGCUGGUUGCGUCAUGGCUCGUGUGCCUCUCCUGCCGCCAGCCACUCAUUUCCAAGGCCUUUGAGAUCACCAUGGCAGCAGGGGACACGAAGGGGGCCAACAAGCGGAUCACCUACACCAACCCCUACCCUUCUCAGAGAACCUAUCGUCUGCACAGUGACCGCCCUGACCUGCUGCACUUCAAGGAGGACUCCUUCCAGGUGGCGGGAGGAGAGACCUACACCAUCGGCCUGCGGUUCCUACCAAGUGGCAGCGCCGGACAGGAGGAGAUCCUCAUCCACAUCAAUGACCAUGAGGACAAGAAUGAAGAGACAUUCUGUGUGAAGGUCCUCUACCAGUGAGGGGCCAGCCGUCAGGCUGGUGCCCAAUCAGAGUGCCCCUCCUGGCAGCUGUCGCUGUGGCCCUAGGACUGGCCCGCAUGGCCCAUGAGCUGGCUGUGUGCAGAGACGGAGCUGCUCCUGGCCCUGGCGUAUCACCUGGGCUAUGCUGAGAGUAAUCCUCCGGGCAAAUGUGACCUCCAGGGGUCACAGCCGUGCCUCACUUGGCCUGUGACACGCACAAGGCUGUGUUACUCCCCGAGUCUCUCAGCCUGUCACCGUCUAGAACAAACUGUGUUUUAUAAAUCGUUUCCAAUGACAAAAUUAUGUUUUUCUUACUAGAUUUUUAAAAAAUGAACAUAAUAUAUUUUAAUUUGCUAUGUAUUUUAUACUGAAAUUCUUUUGUAUCUGUUGUUGUUUUUUUUUAAGUUAUUGAAUGAAGCAUCUCACUUCUGCCGUA